CUAUGAACGACUUCAGUGUAUAUAUAGCACUAAUAUAUUUGUCGUAUCAGCAAACUGUCUCUGGAGAAUUGCAAAUGGAUAUCAGAGCCACCACAUUUAGUCCUUUUUUUAUCCUACUGCUACUCUUUUUCCUAGCUCAAACACAUCCUGUUGAAGCUGUAUGGCCUAAUUUUAGUAUUGAAAAUUCUACUCCCAGUUGCAUAAAGAAAGAGAGAGACGCACUUCUUGCAUUCAAAGAAGAUCUUGAAGACCCUUCAAAUCUUCUUUCUUCAUGGAAUGGCCAAAGCUGCUGCAGUUGGUUCGGUAUAAGCUGCAACAAUCAGACAGGCCACGUCACAAAACUUGACCUUCAGAACCAAUAUCAAUAUUUCUGCACUGGAUCUUCAUGCGACAGGUCGUACGUAGGUGGUAAGUUAAAUCCUUCUUUACUUGAAUUGAAGUAUUUGAGUUAUUUGGAUCUAAGCAACAAUGAUUUCCAAGGAAUUACCAUUCCAAACUUUAUGGGUUCUUUGAGCAAUUUGAGAUAUCUAGAUCUCUCAAGAUCAUCUUUUUCUGGAAUGGUUCCUCCUAAUCUUGGGAACCUCUCUCAGUUGCAAUAUCUUGAUCUAAGUUUGAGUCUAGAACUUUGGGUUUCUGAUUUAUAUUGGCUCCCAAAUCUUUCCUCUUUGAAGUAUCUAAGUUUAGGAAGUGUGAACCUAAGCAAAGCAACUACUCAUUGGCUGCAAACUGUGAAUAUGCUUCCUUCAUUGUCAAAGCUUCACUUGUCCUUCUCUGGACUCCUUAACUUUCCUCAGUCUCCUCCAUCUGUAAAUUUUACAUCUCUCUCAGUUCUCGACCUCAGUAAUAAUCAAUUUGACUCUUCUUCUAUUCUUCGUUGGUGGUUUAAUAUCACUACUCUAACAAGCCUCAAACUCGAAAGGAGUAAUCUUGUUGGCCCCAUUCCUGAGGUUCCAAGAGGAAGUCUUUGCAAUCUUCAUACUGUUGAUCUAGAAGCCAAUUCUCUUAAUGGUGAUUUAAAAGGACUUUGGGAUGCUUUGUCAGGAUGUCAUAAUUUCAGCCUUGAGUUUAUAGACUUGAGAACAAACAAACUCACAGGGAAUUUGCCAAAUUCUCUAGGAAAUUUCAAGAAUUUGAGAGACAUUGAUCUCUUCUCAAACUUAUUAUCGGGUCCAAUUCCACAGUCCAUUGGGAAUUUGUCACAUUUGGAAGAAUUAAAACUCUCUAACAACUUAAUGUUUAGCGGGAACAUACCGGAGAGUAUAGGACAACUUGAUGAGCUGAGGGUAUUAGAGCUUUAUUCUAAUUCAUGGGAAGGAGUUAUGACCAAAACUCAUUUCAUGAAUCUUACAAAAUUAUUUUGGCUUUCUUUGUCAUCUAGACAGAAUGCUUUGGUAUUGAAAGUUCCAAAUGACUGGAUUCCUCCUUUCAAUUUGAAAUCCAUCCAGAUAAGUGGAUGCCAAUUAGGUCCAUCAUUCCCUGCAUGGCUCAAAACUCAAACCAAUAUUUAUGCAGGAUCAAUGAUGAUCCUUAGCAAUGGGGCAAUUUCAGGUCCAAUACCUGAUUGGUUUUGGAAAAUUUGUCCAUCUCAACUUGAUAUUUCUCAAAACAGCUUAAAAGGGUACCUUUCUUCAUUGAAUUUUGGUUCAUCUUUAUGGUGGGUUGAUUUGAGUUUUAAUCAGUUUCAAGGUCCGCUAAAACUCUGGCCUUAUGUUCUUUCACUGUAUUUAAGAAACAACAAACUUUCUGGACCAAUGCCUUCCGAUAUUGGCCAUGAAAUGCCUGGGUUACAAGUCCUAGAUUUGUCUGGAAACUUUCUUGAGGGCAGCAUACCAUUGUCCCUGAAUAAACUAAACAGUCUGAGAUAUCUUGGUUUAUCGAACAAUAGUUUGUCAGGAGAAAUCCAUAUCGACUGGAGCGGUAUGCGAAACUUAUGGAUAAUAGAUCUGUCCAAAAACAAUUUUUCUGGUACAAUCCCCAGUGAAUUUUGCUCACUGCCUUUGCUUAGCUGGUUACAAUUGAAUAGCAAUUAUUUUUCUGGACAGCUCUCUUUAUUUUUGCAUAACUGCACAAGGAUAGUCACAUUUGAUCUUGGAGACAACAAGUUAUCCGGUACCAUUCCAAAAUGGAUUGGCAAAGAACUUUUCUCACUUGGUCAAUUACGCUUAAGGGGCAACUUACUUACUGGAAAAAUUCCUCAAGAAUUGUGUCUGCUCACCUCUAUCCAUGUCUUGGACCUUUCACAUAAUAAUUUGUCCGGGACAAUCCCGACAUGUUUGGAUAAGUUGACUGAGUUCAAAAAUCAGGGCCGCUACUCGAGUUCAUUUCCUAGAUCACUCCUUAAUUAUCCAAGGUAUAUGGAUUUGUAUACCAAGGGAAGUCAGUAUGAAUAUGACCCUGGCCAAAUCAUGAUUGUGAGAAUGUUGGAUCUUUCAAGAAACAAUCUCUCAGGGAAAAUUCCAGCAGCAGUCACAAAUCUUUCAGCAUUGGGUACUCUAAAUUUGUCAUGGAACCGGUUCACAGGAAAUAUACUAGAAAACAUUGGAGACUUAAGGAGUUUAGAGACUCUUGAUCUCUCAUGCAACAAUCUUGAAGGUCCAAUUCCUGCAAGCAUGACUUCUCUGACUUCAUUGAGCCAUUUGAACCUGUCAAAUAACAAUUUAUCUGGACCAAUUCCAUUAAUCAACCAGUUCAACACCUUAAAUGAUCCAUCAAUUUAUGAAGGUAAUCCAGGACUUUGCGGUUCACCAUUACCAACCAUGUGCAGUUCAGACUCAGUGCCUAAGGAUGGAGGAACAACAGCAGAGGAUGAUGAAGAUGGAUCUCUGUCUGAUAAGUUCUGGUUCUACAUAAGCUUGGGGCUGGGAUUCUUCGUGGGAUUUUGGGGGGUUUGUGGUAGUUUGCUAAUAAAGAAGUCUUGGAGGGAUUCAUAUUUUCGGUUCCUUAACAAUGCUAAAGAUUGGAUCCUCCUAGUGGUUGAAUUGAAUGUGGCUCGUUUGCGAAGGAUGACGAGGAAGAUGGAACACGCCUAGUGGAUAAGUGUUCAUUGACCUAACGGAGGUCAUGAAAGGAAGAAGGUGCUAAAUAAAUUUCGAAGACAAAUUGAGUCUCAAGGAAUGGAAAGACUAGGAUACAUAGCAAUUAUGUAUCAACAUGUAAGUGUUUGAAGAAGUUAGCCUGUGUUUGAAUAAGUUAGCUUGGUCUGUGAAUUCUAUGUUUUUUGUGUAUCACCAUGUAAGUGUUUGAAGAAGUUAUGUAUCAACAUGUAAGUGUUUGAAGAAGUUAUGUAUCAACAUGUAAGUGUUUGAAGGAGUUAGCUUGGUCUGUGAAUUCUAUGUUUUUUAUGUAUCAACAUGUAAGUGUUUGAAGAAGUUAGCUUUGUCUGUGAAUUCUAUGUUUCUUACAAAGUUAAACUAAAAUGUACUUCUACUUUUUUUAUGCUUAAUUAUGAUGUA
Messenger RNA from Ziziphus jujuba (common jujube), 3452 nucleotides. RefSeq names its product receptor-like protein EIX2. The transcript has 2 exons. Lineage: Eukaryota; Viridiplantae; Streptophyta; Magnoliopsida; Rosales; Rhamnaceae. Bases 3 to 3029 code for a protein of 1008 amino acids. The record is from RefSeq and is a predicted model, not a curated record. Gene Ontology annotation, molecular function: protein binding.